AUGCAAGGACCGAGGACAAAGAAUGUUUACGAUGUCAAUGCUCUUCUACAAGAACCGUCUCGACUUAAUUCCGCUACAGUUCGAAGUCGAGAGGAGUAUCUGCGAAUGCAAAGAGAUCGUCUUCUUGCCAUGAAAGCAUCUGAAAGGGAAAAACAGAUGAACGAAGUAAGUCAGCGAGCUUCACAAGAACGUCCACGAACCGCCAAAGCAGCUAGAGGCUUGAUGCGUGGUAGUCGAGGUGGAAUCGAGAAUGAUGACGUUCUAGCAGCUCGUCGCGAGAUUGUGGAGAAGCUUAAGACAGAAAUCGAAGCGAAAGCAAACAUAUAA
This is a messenger RNA of Strongylus vulgaris, 327 nucleotides long. The record is from the annotation of a GenBank genome assembly. NCBI's taxonomy places the organism in Eukaryota, Metazoa, Nematoda, Chromadorea, Rhabditida, Strongylidae.